Molecule: messenger RNA, 1019 nt
Organism: Saprolegnia parasitica CBS 223.65
Lineage: Eukaryota; Oomycota; Saprolegniomycetes; Saprolegniales; Saprolegniaceae
Exons: 4
Coding region: 414-1019 (201 amino acids)
Source: RefSeq, a predicted model, not a curated record
UGUGGAGUUACACGUACAACGGACGCUGCAGCGCGUUCGGUGACGCCCAGCGCGUCCUCUUCUCGGCGGCGAGCAACGACAGUGGCAAGCGCACACUCGCAAUAGCGCUCGAGAGAGGCACACGGGGUAUCUAUAUCGGUGACCCCGACGACGCUCCCCAGCUCGCCAAAGUCAAAAAAGCCAUUCAAGACGCGGUCGCAAAGACGAUAUUGCGACGAGACCAACUUCGCAUUGUGUGCGAGUGCAGCUACUUGUGGAGCCCGACAGCACUUCGGACCAAGGUGGUCGACCUCGUCGCCAAGCUUGACGUCGCGUACGUGGAUGGUCUCUUGCUGCCAGCGAGCUUGCUGCCGCCGUUCGAGACGCAACUCUGCGUCGAUGAACUCGUGCACGCAUGGCGCCAACUGGUCGAGAUGCGCAACGAAGGGCUUGUGAAGCGCAUUGGCGUCACCGACUUUCCCGUCGUUUUCCUCGAAGUGCUUUUCGAGCGCUUCCCGAACGACCGCGCCGAGAUACUCUGCUUGAGCGUGCACCCGCUGCAGCCGCAGCGCCACGCCAUUCGAUUCGCCCACGCAAAACAAAUGGACGUGCUGGCUCGAUGCCCCAUUGCGCUGCCCGACACGGUGCCGUUUGCGGAUCGCGAGCGCUGGCUGCAGCUCGCGGCAUCCAUCGCGGUGGCCCACCAUACACUUCAUUUCAAGUACACGCUGCCGUCCGAGACGGUGCAAGCCGACACGGCGGUGGCCGUCUUGCCGCCCCCCGUCGACGCCAGCGUGGCGAUGCUACCCCUCAAGACGCCGACCCAAGUGGCUAUCAAGUGGCUUCUUCAGCGAGGCCUCGUGAUCGCGCCAAUCGUCGACGGCGACGAGCCGUACUCGGACGAAAACGUCGCCGAUGUCUUCUGCCUCACGCACCCGUUCGUGCACGAUGUGGCCAGCGCCGCCCCGUCCAAGCCGUUCCAGUUCAUUCUCUCGAAAGCUGAGAUGCUCGCCAUCGGUGCGCUUGGCGCCUAUCACUAA